AUGUGGUUAAAGGUUUUACAUUUUCUAAUUGUGUGCAUUUCAACGUUAUCAAUUGAUACAGCGAAUGGAGUGGAAUGGCCACAGUGUGGUGAGUUUGUGUUCCCAAAGGAUGACACCAAUUUGAGCAUUGAAGAGAAACAGUUUAGACGGAAAUUGCCAACGUUAUUUGAAUCGUACGAUUGUGGUAAUGCAUUUGACGUGGAAGAAGCGCUGAAAUCAUUGGAAAAAUUCCAAAACCUAACGUCCGAGAAAAAAUGUUCGGAAACACAAACGCUGUCGCCAUCCCUUGAGAUUACGAAGCGAAUCCAACGCGAUGGAUAUCCUGCGACCACUCACAAAGUCGUAACUGUUGAUGGUUAUAUUUUGCAUUUGCAUCGCAUUGCAAAUGAAGAUACGCUGUCGGGAACAAAUAAAGCACGAACACCAGUAUUUUUAAUGCAUGGUCUGCUCGAAACGGCAAGUUCAUGGAUAGCACUUGGACCAGAGCAUUCUUUAGGGUAUUUACUCUACGACAACGGUUAUGACGUAUGGCUUGGUAAUUGUAGAGGUACACGGCCGUCGCGAGGUCAUGCUCGUUUGAACUCAACUGGUGCGCAACGCAAGGAGUACUGGUCAUUUUCAUUGCAUGAAAUUGGAAUUUAUGACUUGCCCGCAUCAAUCGAUUACGUUUUAGAAAAAACAAAUCAAAGUCACUUGCAUUAUCUCGGCUAUUCACAAGGAACCACAUUAUUUUUCAUAAUGACGUCAAUGCGGCCGGAAUACAAUGAAAAAAUUACAUCAAUGAUUGCAAUGGCACCUGUCGUGUUUGUAAAACAUUCGCAGCACACAUUUCUCAACAUUCUCAGUAGAUAUUAUGCGCUAAUAAAGAAAGUGCUCGACUUUUACAAGAUAUACAGCAUUGAUUACGGAAACAAAGCGUUGCGAUGGCUUGCCGAGUUUGCGUGCAAGAAAAUUGAAAAUAAAUCACCAUUCCCGUGCCAAUUUCUGCUAUUUUUCUUAGAUUCCAAUCAGAUCAAUUGCACGAGUUUGCCGCGGAUAGUUCAAUCGAUACCAAACAGUGCUAGUGUGAUGCAGUUGUUUCAUUUCGCACAAAUAAAAAUGUCUGGAGAAUUUAAACCGUUCAACUAUGAAGAUGCGGCAAUAAAUCGUUUGAUGUACGGCGUUUCACCACCCGAACCGUACAAUUUAACAAAGACAACAGUACCAGUCACGAUUAUAUACUCGACCAGCGAUGAAGUAUCAAAUUCAAGCGAUGUCGCACUAUUGCGUGCACAACUACAAAACGUGACUGAAUUGUAUCAAGUUCCAAUAAGAGACUUUAAACACAUCGAUUUCAUUUACAGCCGCUUCGUCCGGAAAGUUAUCAAUGAAAAUGUGAUUGAUGUUCUACAAAUGGCCGAUCAAUACUCGGAUACGUAUAAUAAAUAAUACAGAUAAUUAAAUCAUGAUCAAAUUUAAUGUGAAUUUAUUUUGUUUGAAUUGAAAGAAAUGCCCACAAAUUGUUUGCAUUGACAGUGAGAUUGUUAAUAUUCAUAAAUGUGUAAUUUUAAUAAGAACGAAUCGCACAUGGUUGACAUUCGAAACAUUAUUGUUUUCUAUUAAUUGUAGUCAUGAACAAACUAUUUGAAUUUUUUUUUGCUUCCUCUCACAUGAGUAAAUUUAAAUUAAAUUGAUGUUCUGUCGAUAUUCAUUUGAUUUGAAUCGAUUUUAAAAUUUUAUUUAUUCAUUUUAAUCAAGUUGCUCCCUCUCUUGUUUUGUUCGUUUACACUACUAUAAUUAUUAUUUUGUUAUGUGCUGAUCUCGCAGAAUUUAAUAGACGUUAAUUAAGAACUGUUCACUAUCGAUUCAUAUGCAAGACCCGUAUAAUACAGAAGAAAACUUGUAUUCUCUCUAAGUAGAUGUGAAUUUUAUGAUGAAAA
Sitodiplosis mosellana (orange wheat blossom midge) is the source of this 1919-nucleotide messenger RNA. Its product is annotated as lipase 3-like. The transcript has 4 exons. Gene Ontology annotation, biological process: lipid metabolic process. The record is from RefSeq and is a predicted model, not a curated record. Lineage: Eukaryota; Metazoa; Arthropoda; Insecta; Diptera; Cecidomyiidae. The coding region runs from base 1 to 1428 and encodes 475 amino acids.